This is a messenger RNA of Acaulospora morrowiae, 499 nucleotides long. The record is from the annotation of a GenBank genome assembly. NCBI's taxonomy places the organism in Eukaryota, Fungi, Glomeromycota, Glomeromycetes, Diversisporales, Acaulosporaceae.
AUGGAAUCUAUCCAUAAUUACUCUUUUGGAAAUGUUGUUUUUGAAAUAGCAAAAUUUGCUGGAAAGGCGACAUUGACAACAGUAGCAGGUGCAUCUGUUGUCGCCACGGGAGGAUUGGCCGCUCCUCUCAUAGGUAUUAGUGUUUACGCGGGUGGAAAAAUUGUAAAGGAAAUCUCUAAAGACUGUCAUAAUAAGAUUUUAGAAAAUGUAGGAGAUAUAAUUGAAGAUAUUGGUAUUGAUGGUAUCACCAGUGGGCUAUUCAGUUUAGGAACAAAGGUUUUUUGUUAUCAUGCAGUUCAAGAAGUUACUAGUCAUGGUCAAGAAAUGAUUGAUGAUGUAAAAGUUAUGAUCAAUACUGGUGAAGCAAUACAAGUUGGAAGUGAAGUAUAUGACGUUUAUGAAGAAAAUAAGGACGAAAUCGAAUGUCUAUUCACAUAUUAUCAUGAUACUCACAAAAUAAAGACCAGCUUCGAUGAUAAAUGUCCGAUUUGCAUAGACU